CUCGUUAUCACCUGCAAGAUUAUCUGAUCUUUGGUGCCUAGGUAGUCUAGUCACUGUCCUUUACCCUCGGUUAAUUCUCUUGUCUUGUGAUAUCAAAAAGGAGUGCUCUUCUGACCGCUAAAGAGAACAAACCAAACCUGUGUGGGGCAGCAGCUAGUAAUUUGAUUUGCGACUGCUCCCGAAAGAACGGGGGAUAAGAUCACAUCACAAUCCAUCCACAUUGCUGUAUACCGACUGAGUAUUUUUCCCCCGCGGGGUGGGCAGUAUACCCUCUCGAUCUGUCAAGUCGCUGCAUUACCUGGCUAGAGCAAGGCAAGCCAUCUCGGGAACCGUCACGGAGUUUGGAAAAAGGUUAUGCCCCUCUUCGCGUUCGGAUCGAAUGGCUCCGCCCAAUUGGGGCUGGGGCAUGCGGAGGAUGUCUCUGUGCCGACGAGAUGUGUUUUCGAGGACCAUGGUGAAGGUGAAUGUGCAGGAAGUGGGCCGCAGGGAGCCGACGUGGUUCGUAUUGUGGCCGGGGGCAAUCAUACUUUGGUGGCGGAUCGGAGGGGCAGGGUCUUUGCGGCGGGGUGGAAUGGGGAUGGGCGGUGUGGGGUAUCUUCGAAGGAAUAUGGAGGCCAGGGGGAGGGGGAGAUGGUGAUGCGGUUUAGGAGGGUGGUUGUCUAUGAUACGUUCACGGGGGUGGCUGCUACGUGGGAGGGGACGGUCUUGGUCGCUUCUGGCUUAGAGAAGGAGGAGGAGAAGGGGGGACAGGAGAGCAGGGAUCGAGUGCUUGUGUUGGGAUCGGGAUUGAAAGGGGAAUUGGGAUUGGGGAAGGGGUGUCUCCGCGCGAGUGCGGGCGGCGUCGCGAUUCCGGAUUUUCCGCCUCCCGGGGUCAGGGUGCGCGCGGUUGCGAGUGGGAUGGGCCAUACGGUGGUGGUGCUUUCCGAUGGGAGCGUGUGGGGUUGGGGCGCGGCGAGGAAGGGCCAGUUGGGGGAGGCCAAUAUCCCUGACAAGGUGGUCUGGAGUCCCCGGAGGAUUGAGGGGUGGGAGGGGUUGGGGUUCCCGGCGACCGGGGCGGCGUGUGGGCGGGAGUUUACGGUGAUCAUGGGCGAUCCUGCUAGGGGGGAGUUCGCCGUGCUGGGCGCGGUGGAUGAUAAGUGGGGGAUUCGCUCGGGGGUGUCUGCGUCCCAGGUGCAGGAGAUGGCACUACGCGCGGGAGGCUAUCGGGCCAUCGAGGUCAGUUGGCAUGGCGUCUAUGUACAUUUGAACAAUGGGGAGGUGGUGGCCUGGGGCAGGAAUGAUCGCGGACAGAUUCCAUCAUCGACCAGUACCGGGGACUUGGGGCACGGCCAGGUGGUGAGGGAUCUGGCGCCGGGGAGCGAGCAUCUUCUUGCGCGGUUGGAUGAGCGCACGGUCGUGGCCUGUGGUUGGGGCGAGCAUGGGAACUGUGGUCCCGAUACCGAUGCGCAGGGCAAUGUCAAGGGGGAGUGGAAACGGAUUCCCCUGCCAGAUGGCGAGUCCGACAUUGUGGGCGUUGGCGCUGGUUGCGCAACAAGCUGGAUCAUCACCGCCUAAUGUUGACCCCGACGCGGUUGGAGGAACCGUCAAGUGGCUGACAGCUGGCGCGGCGAUGCUUGAUUGCUUAAUCGAACAGACCGAGGCCAUGGAGCUGACGGUGUUAGUUUCCUCGUCAAUUUUUCAAGUGGACAGGGC
Messenger RNA from Aspergillus aculeatinus CBS 121060, 1692 nucleotides. Its product is annotated as RCC1 domain-containing protein. NCBI's taxonomy places the organism in Eukaryota, Fungi, Ascomycota, Eurotiomycetes, Eurotiales, Aspergillaceae. The transcript has 4 exons. The coding region runs from base 355 to 1554 and encodes 399 amino acids. The record is from RefSeq and is a predicted model, not a curated record.